AAUCCGAUGCUAGCUAAUAGCUAACGUUGCUAACUAGCGAGCUAACUCGUUAGCAACAUGCUAUGUCCCAGACCAGUCUAGACUUAACACACACAUUGUUUGCUUGGUGCCACGUUGAUCUGUGCAGGUUUUGAAGACAGCAACUCGUUUUUAGUACUGGCUGGUGGCACUUCAAAAGUGCAAGUUUUAGAUAAGUUGUUAGCCAAAACAAGACUGAAGUGUCAAGUUGGGUAGACUAAUUAGUGAUGCUUUAUUGGUCCUUCAAAAUAAGAGCGCAGUCUCUACAGCGAUUUUAGACAGCGCGAGAAAGAGAAGUAAAUGCAUCAGAAAUACCCUGUUGGAAUUGCGCUGAAAGAACUUUCUACACAUUUUAAAAUAUAUUUGCUAAACACGGCAUUAAAGUUUAAAAUAAAAUGUUAUAAAAUAGUGAUAGUAGAAUAAAUCAAAAAUGUUUAAAUACACACAUUUUAUUAAUCAUAAUUUUGUUUUUAUGCAAGGUAGGUUUUCAAAUACACGUAGUUGACUUUGGUAUUUAAGUAAGAUAAGGUAAAAUUCCCAAUAUAAAUAGUGGUAUAAAUAUUAUUAAACUUCUUAUCAUAAAACUAUUAUAAUUUCAGAGAAUAUAAAUAUACAAGUUAUUCGGAAAAUGUGUAUGGUAUGUUUGAAUUCUAAGAUGCAGUGCAGUUUUAAACACUAUGUGUUGCUUAUGUUUGAUUUAAGUUUGGUUUUAUUAGUCAGAGCUGUCUGGAAUAUGAUCUGAGUUAGCAUCUGUUAGCCUCCUAAAACAUUGCUUUAUUCUGAAGGUUUCAUUGCAGUACUUCCGCUCUUAACUUCACUCACACGUGCUAACUUUACGCAACAAGGCAGCGAGCAGCUAUCGAUGGGAGGCUGGAGCUCAGGGGAACCAGCCAGAGUUGACGGCGUUAGCUUAGCCAAUUUAGCUUUCUGCCAGCGAGUCAUCUGCUGUUGUGGGUUUGCCAGCAUGCUAAUAGGGGCCGCUUAACCGCAACACACUGCAGCAAGUCUCCUGUCUCUGUAGAGGUCCAGCUGAGCCAUGCGACAGUGGUGUGUCCCCGCCGCGACCCCUCGCUCUGAGCCGCUCCCGGGGCGCCUGUCUGUGUCCCCUCCUCCACCAGAUGCCCGGAUGGAGUGCUGCGAGGUGGAGCCGCGCUACACCAUCGAGCAGAUCGACCUCCUGCAGCGCCUGCGUCUCUCCGGCAUGACCAAACCUCAGAUCCUCCACGCGCUGGAGUCCCUGGAGAGGCUGGACUCGGACCACCGCCCGCCGUCAAACUGUGACUCCCAACCCGCCCCGUCCAACAACACCCCCGCCGCCGCCGCCCCGGCCCCGUCCUCGUCUUCGUCGUCCUCCUCCUCGCUGUCCCUCGCCUCGGCCACCACGCAGACCUCCGGGCUGGACGGCGCCGCGCUGUCCCCCAGCAACAGCUACGAGGCCUCCCCUCCACCCCUCUACCCGCCCAGCGUGGCGGUGCAGCGCUCCUUCAGCUACGACAUGAUGGGCGAGGAGGAGUGGGACCUGGAGGAGAAGGUGGAGGAGUACAUGAGGAGAGACAGCAACCUGGUGAAGGAGGAGAUCAAGACGUUCCUGAACAACCGCAGGAUCUCUCAGGCCAUCGUAGGCCAGGUGACAGGUAUCAGCCAGAGCUACAUCUCCCAGUGGCUGCUGCAGCAGGGCCUGGAGAUGAGCGACUCCAAGCGCAGAGCCUUCUACCGCUGGUACCUGCUGGAGAGGAACAACCCAGGGCUGAGGUGGAGUGAAAGCCAGCACAGCGUGAGUCCCAUGUCCAGGACCAGGGGGGGGGACAGAGACGUGACGGUAGCAGGGGCAAGUGGCAGCCUCCCCAACCCCAACACCAACCUCAACCCCAACCCCAACCCCGUGUGGAGCAGGCAGAGAGAGCUGCUGAUGCACCUGCUGCCGUGGUACACUGCUGCCGCCGCAGCCGCCCAGGCCCAGCCAGGGGCCACCUUAUCGAUGCGCUCCCUGGUGAAGGAGGAGCCUGAUUGGAGGACGGGGAUGAUGUCAGGAGACAGAGCAAGCAUGGUGGGGGGGCCGCUGAGGCUGCGCAGAGGAAGCAGGUUCACCUGGAGGAAGGAGUGCCAAUCCAUCAUGGAGAGCUUCUUCAUGGAGAACCAGUACCCGGAUGAAGCAAAGAGAGAGGAGAUCGCUAACGCCUGCAACUCAGUCAUCCAGAAACCAGGCUGCAAGCUUUCUGAGUUUGAACGUGUGACGGCAUUGAAAGUGUACAACUGGUUUGCCAACCGUCGGAAGGAGAUGAAGAGAAGAGCGAACAUCGCUGCCAUUUUGGAAAGCCAUGGAAUUGAGGUGCCAAGUCCCAGCUGCCACUCCAACGGGGAGGAGGGAGAGAUGCAGGAGUUCGCCGAUCAGGUGAACCAUCGGUUCUCAGAGCAGGAAGAGAGCUCUUCCCACAGGAUGGUUGAGGACUCCUCCUCAUUGGCUCCUGCAGAGGUCACCGCCCUGCCGAGCCCCCCCGCUCAGGUUCUGGAUCAGAAAGAGGAGGAUUCAAAAAGGGAGACUGUGGACGAAGAGUGACCAAAAGCUGGUGGAUCGUCACAUUUGAAUCAGAGGAAACGGAAAACAAUAAGUGUCUCCUCCUCCUCACAUGUAGGGGUCUUUUUGGGGGGCUUUGGCACCCAAUAAAUGAAAGGGAGAAGGGGGCCCCGGAUGGUAAGGAGGCCACUGUAUUUAUCAACAGUAAUCCUGCUUAUAUUAAUGGCAAUAUACAGUAUAUAUAUAUAUCCAUAUAUAGUGCAUUCCAAGAUGGUAUUAAAUUCCUUAGAGGGAGAAAUAUGUAAAGGAUACCUCGCCCGUUUGAAGCUUUUCUUUCUCUCGCUACACGCCUUCUUUUUGCCUUUUCACAGAGUGGUUGUUUGGACUGUGGUGACAUGAGAGUGCUGAGCCUGCAGGUCAGGUGUGUGUUGCUGUGGGAAGAGAGAGAGAGGUGGCUUACUUCUAGUUUAUGGUGAUUUGAACGCCCUCUGCUUGCGUAGAAAGUCUUUGACCCCGCCUCAAUCAGUCGAUAACGUGCUGUCGCUAUCAAGUCCGAAAAAGCCCUGAGGGACAACUGGAAUCUCAGGUAAAUCCCCCAAAAGAAACGGUGGAUCAAGACAGUGGAGGAUUGUCUGAACACGCGCUUUAAUUUCUUCAUCUUAACCAAAACAGGAUGUGUUAUUUAUACCUUUUUAUAUUUGCAGAACAAGCCUAGGACAAUAUAUCAUAGUCUCUCUUAUCAUCUGUCGUCUUUGUAUUACUGAAUGCUGCUGUUCCCUCGUUUCUUUUGUAUUAUAAUCCUCUUUCCAAACGUCUCACUCCUCCUCUCAGCCAGUGAAGCUAGACUACACUCACAUGUCUACUCAGAUUGUUUUUUAUGUUAACGUUUGAAAUAACGCUAAAACAAAUGUGAUCAAAUACGUAAUGCUACAUGCUAAAAGCACCUUCUCUGUUAUCAGAAUAAGCUAAAGCUUAAGCUCCUGUAAGUUUGUAUGACUGCACUUCAAAGUGGAUCUCACUAUAAUCGAAAGAGGGAAGCAGACUGAACCUGCGUUUGGGCCUAGACAUGUACAUAAACAAGCCGGAGAUCACACACGUCUAUGGGUGCUUUCCUUCACAUUAGCACUAAAUAGUUAUUUGUCAAACUUGAAUAGCUGACUCGCAUAGUCCCCUGUAUUUAAGGGCCAAAGGCCUCGGCGGGGAGACUCCCUAAAUGUUCAUGAAAUGGACGAAGACGCUUGUUCCUCUACCGUGUUACCUCCUAAUGCCAAAGCUAUGCCAAGGUAGAGAUGAGCUCGAUACGACACUAUAGAUAAACCGAACAUAGAUGUGUUUAUUUGCUCAGUACAACACUAGCCAACUCUAGCUUACCUCAGAAUAUCUGUGUCAUGAAUGUGUUGCAGGCCGAGCUGUCAGGAAGUGGCAGCUGCCUGACAGUGUUAUGUAGCAUAUAUGACGGGGGGGGGGGGGGCGGUGGGGUGGGGGGUUAGCCGUGUAUCUCUAACAUGUACUCACCUCAGACAGUCCGGUCGUCCGGCUUUGGACUCAAAGCUGCACGCCGGUUCUGAUUAUUACGCUCCUCUCUAUCUGCUUUACCUGACAGGAAAACAAUAACAGUAAUAAAAUUGUAAACAAUG
This is a messenger RNA of Eleginops maclovinus (Patagonian blennie), 4170 nucleotides long. RefSeq lists its product as uncharacterized. Gene Ontology annotation, molecular function: double-stranded telomeric DNA binding. Gene Ontology annotation, biological process: positive regulation of DNA-templated transcription. The record is from RefSeq and is a predicted model, not a curated record. Gene Ontology annotation, cellular component: nucleus. NCBI's taxonomy places the organism in Eukaryota, Metazoa, Chordata, Actinopteri, Perciformes, Eleginopidae. The transcript has 10 exons. Bases 1055 to 2575 code for a protein of 506 amino acids.